Messenger RNA from Moneuplotes crassus, 1430 nucleotides. The record is from the annotation of a GenBank genome assembly. NCBI's taxonomy places the organism in Eukaryota, Ciliophora, Spirotrichea, Euplotida, Euplotidae.
AUAAUAUUUAAGUCAGAAAAUGGAGCUCAACAAAUUGAUCUUUCCGAUCCCAAAACCUAGCUAUACUGUGGAAAAUUUUGAAGGCAAACUCUUCUAUAUCCCUCAAAAAGGUGAUUUUAGGAAGCAUAAAUAUGGGGUCUGAGGGAGAUACAGGCGGAGAUCCAAGCAAAAUCUCCUUGAAGAAAAAUCCUUACAGAUGCUUUACCAUACACCUCCAGUGAAACUGAAGCUCCCUAAACCAAAAGUGGAAGAAUCCUUUUGAAACCAAACAGAUUCAAGUGUAGAGCUUGAUCUGAGCGAAGUCACUGGCCAGGGGGAGAUCAACAUCCCUUCUUUCUCCAAAACUUGAAGUCCUUUCAAAUGAAUAACUCAAGCUUACAACUCGACUUCACCAAAGAAGCCAUUUCGCAAGAGUCCAAAAUCUUCAGUAGAUCUCAGUUGCCAAAUAAUCGAGAACUUCAAGGGUUUUUCAAGCUCCAAAUAAAAUAGACAAUGUGAUCCCAUGUUUGUUCCUCAGAUGCAAGAAUGAAACCAAUAAAAUGCUGGUGUACUUUCACGGCAAUAGUGAGGAUCUAGGCCAGUCAUACAGCUUCAUUAAGAACUUGCAAUAUUCAAUCAAUAUGCAUAUUUUGAUAGUCGAGUAUCCUGGAUAUGGGGUCUACAAGGGAGUUCCUAAUGAGGACAAUGUCCUCAAUGACUCUACCAGAGUCAUUGAGUUUGUUCUCAAGGUUCUCAAGUGGAAGACCCAAGACAUCAUUGUCAUGGAUAGGUCUAUUGGGACCGGACCAGCUUGAUAUUUAGCAUCUAUAUAUCAUCUAGGUACCCUAGCUUUGAUAAGUCCUUAUACAUCAAUCAGAGGAGUCAUCAAAGGUAUGCCCUUAGGGCGUCUUUGCCAAUUCUUAGUAAAGGAGAGAUUUAAUAACUCAGAACACAUUGCAAAAGUAGCUUGACCUACUUUUAUACUGCAUGGAAAAUAAAGAUAAUAUAAUUCCUUCUGAGCAUGGUGAAGAGUUAGCCUUAGCCUGCUCAGCUCCAACAUGUCUGAUCUUACCUACAGACAUGACCCACAACCAAUUUGUUUAUUACGAUGACUUCCUGAGCCCAUUCAAGAACUUUCUCUUAUCUCAGAAUAUCAUCACAAGAGACCACUUUUGCUAUUCUUCAAGCAAAAAUAAUCAAAAUUAUUGAGAAAAAUCCAAACAAGAGAGUGAUGGCCUAGAUCCAACUAAGCUUCUAAAAUCCCUAAAACAAUCAAACUAUCGUUUUGAGUGAGUAAUUUCAGAAGAGAGUAAGGAUUCGUUUGACUUUGAAGACUCCUUCCAUUCCUAUGAUAUGAGCUCGAUGAGGUACACUCCAGCUCAUUCUGGAGAGAAAGUGAAAAGGAAGUCCCUCAUCCUUCGCAAAAAUUCCUUUUUCAACUUAUAAUUCAC